CUACCGCCGGUCUCAUGAGACAGUGGAAUGACUUCUACCUGGACUACGAUGUUCUCACACAUCUUCUAGGUGAUACCGUCUGCGUGGGACAUAUUUGUCUGCUGUCAGAACGCUUUUGGAUGUCGAAUUGAGUUGUGGCAGUGCCCAAACCCUUUCCCCACCUGUCUAGUGUUAGGUACAGCGAUGGCACCAAGUUUCAACCUAUCGACAGAAGAGAUCGAGCGGCUGAGACAGAGUGUGCUGUACACUUACAGUGAACCCACCGGCAUCGUGCUCUUGUUUCUCAAUGUCGUGGUGUUCCUGAUCGGACUUGUCGCCAAUGUUUCGGUCCUACUGGCGAUAUUCCGACGCAGCCCUAUGGACAGGGUGGCCAACGCGUUCAUGGUGAACCUGUGCGUUUGUGACCUUCUGGUCAUCACUCUGUGCGUCCCUGUUAACGCUGGGAUGGAGGUGUACCGCAGCUACGUGUACGGACCGGUCAUGUGCAAGAUUCUGCCCUACGUCCAGGCUGUGUCCGUGUGCACAAGUGUGUUAACUCUAACCGCCGUAAGCUUAGAUCGCUACCUCGUCAUAUGCAGCCCUCUACGCGCCAUGUCGGUUUCGCCGAGCUUGCGGAUAAAAAUUGUAAUUCCUUGUCUCUGGGUAGCGUCCAUGCUCAUCAUGCUACCUCUAGCGAUCUUCAGUGAAGUUACCGAACAAACGUUUGAGUUCGGAAUUCAUGUGGUGUUUUGUAGGGAGAUGUGGCCCGGAGCGGAAUGGAAGAAGGCAUAUGACGUGACGCUAUUUGUGAUACUUUUCGUUCUUCCAUUCUCAAUCAUGGCACUAGCCUACACAAAAAUCGGUAAAACUCUGUGGCAUGGUGCAGCAGCGCUCUAUGGAAGGUCUGCCGACAGCACCGCCAGUAGGAACAACGACGUCAUUGUUACUAAGAUAUUGAUGCACAGAAGACGCGCUGUUAAAGUAUUCACAGCUUUGACAGUCAUCUUUGCGUUCUCCUGGCUACCGUACUUUCUUCUUAUCAUUUGGUUCGACUUCUACGAGGAAACUAGGAGGGAAAGCGCUUUAACCGCAGCCGUCGUACACCCUUUCCUUCUGUGCUUAGGUCUAUCCAACUCAGCCAUGAACGCUGUGUGCUUCCUCAUCCUUGGUAAUAAUAACUGUUGUGCCGGGAAAUAUAGAGAUCAACUUUCACAGUUAUCAGGGACCAGGAAGUCCACAGGAACGCUACCCUCUCAAACAAGGGGGGAGAAACUUGACUUUGACUAUGAAGUCCUGGAGAUGGAAGAAACUCGCGCGGUACGAUGAAACGUCAAUAUUUUAUCGCAGAGAUGUACAAUUCACAGGUAUGUAUAGGCGAACCUAAUAACCAUUUCAUGUCUUUAUCUUAAGGCUUGGUUUAAAAGUAAACUAACCAAGAUGGUAUAUCGUAAGCCAAAUAGGAAAAUAUGACAGUAUGAAAACAUGUGUAUGUCCAUCUGUAGUUUUGUGGGUCAGCCGUUACCGUUACCAGCGCGAACUGCCUAGGCUGACCCGUGUAAUGAGUUGUAUUAUUGUCAAGAAAGAAAGAAAGAAAUGAAUUAAUGAAUAUCGGUAGCUUUAUUUUUCAAUGGACAAUAGAUUUGACGGUCCGGUUGGGGUCACCCUGACGCCUACUGGUGGUGCCAUCUUAUCAUGGUCGCCCGUUGCCGUUGCCGAAAGUGGACUGUCCACUGA
Messenger RNA from Branchiostoma floridae (Florida lancelet), 1713 nucleotides. RefSeq names its product orexin receptor type 2-like. The record is from RefSeq and is a predicted model, not a curated record. NCBI's taxonomy places the organism in Eukaryota, Metazoa, Chordata, Leptocardii, Amphioxiformes, Branchiostomatidae. The coding region runs from base 184 to 1305 and encodes 373 amino acids. Gene Ontology annotation, biological process: G protein-coupled receptor signaling pathway. Gene Ontology annotation, cellular component: membrane. The transcript has a single exon. Gene Ontology annotation, molecular function: G protein-coupled receptor activity.